CUGGCUUAAAUAAGAAGGCCUUGGACCAAGAGAUCAGGACCACUCUCCUGGGACUUCGGCUUCUUCACUUGUGCCCCGUCUCCCCUCCAUCUAAACUGCAUCAUGGGUGAUUUCACUGCUGACCAGAUUGAGGACUUCAAAGAGGCCUUCGGUCUCUUUGACAGAGUUGGCGACAGCAAGAUUGCCUACAACCAGGUUGCUGACAUCAUGCGUGCUCUGGGACAGAACCCAACCAACAAGGAUGUCAAGGCAAUUCUGAAUAACCCAAGUGCUGAAGACAUGGCCAACAAGAGGAUUGACUUUGAUGCUUUCCUCCCCAUGUUGAAGACUGCCAAUGGCCUCCAGAAGGGAACCUAUGAUGACUACGUUGAGGGUCUGCGCGUCUUUGACAAAGAAGGCAAUGGCAAAGUGAUGGGCGCUGAGCUGCGCAUUGUACUGUCCACACUCGGAGAGAAGAUGACCGAGCGUGAGGUUGAAGACUUGAUGAAAGGCCAGGAGGACGAGAACGGCUCUGUCCCUUACGAAACUUUUGUAAAAAACAUCCUGUCUGUGUAAGAAGCCCCUUCUCCAAGAGAGUGGUGAGAGAAAGGUGGUGUAUCUACAGACCCCAUGGUGUCAGGAUGUCAACUAUGUUUUUGAAGACCAACUGAACAACACAAAAAGGACUAUGAGAUGUAAUUUCUAAACACAUUCUCUUGAUUUUUUUGCCUUUUGCCCACAUAUUUCUCUCUCUGGAAGUCAGCCUACCAUCAAGCUGUUUUUUUUGGCCCUUGAGUCUUUCCUUUCAUUUCGGGCCCGGGGACUGUGUACCACAAUUGGGUGGAAAGCGAGGGAACAGUCAAUGUCCGCUCAUCAAGUGAGGGUGCAUUUUCUGUUCUUCUCGGCCACCCGUGACACUCCAGCCGUGCUAAAGGCACGACACUUGGCCGCAGUCCCCACUGCCCAGACCUCACACACUCAUGUUUCGCAAUAAACACUUUUUCCAAAAGUU
Molecule: messenger RNA, 991 nt
Organism: Clarias gariepinus (North African catfish)
Lineage: Eukaryota; Metazoa; Chordata; Actinopteri; Siluriformes; Clariidae
Gene: mylz3
Product: myosin, light polypeptide 3, skeletal muscle
Exons: 6
Coding region: 103-555 (150 amino acids)
Cellular component (GO): contractile muscle fiber; myosin II complex
Molecular function (GO): calcium ion binding
Source: RefSeq, a predicted model, not a curated record